Coregonus sp. 'balchen' is the source of this 27235-nucleotide messenger RNA. The record is from the annotation of a GenBank genome assembly. Lineage: Eukaryota; Metazoa; Chordata; Actinopteri; Salmoniformes; Salmonidae.
AUGGAGGGCACCAGGGCCGCCAUCUUAGCGCCGGUCAAAAGCAAAGCCCCUCAACGGGAUCGGAAGCGGCGUGUCAGGGGUUCGGUAAGGAAAGGGGGAGUCAGCCAGAACGGAACCACCUCACCACAUGGGGAGCGCACCUCGGUCAGAGAGAGGGGGCUGGAGUCAUCCUUGGAGGUGCUGAAACCAUCCCUGCUGUCGAAGGAGCUGGGAGAGAGAGUGGGGGAGAAGGAGAGGGCGCGAGGAGCGGAGGUGUCACCUGAGGGGGAGGAGGGCCUUGGCUCCUGGGACAUGAACUCUCAGGACGAGGAGGUUGCGCAGCAGGAGAAGGGGAGUUGUAACAGCCACAGCACCUCCAAUACGGACAGCCCUACCCUCUCCAGUAGCUGCACAGGUGGGACACACUCACACACACACACAAGACCUGGGUUCAAAUACUAUUUCAAAUAUCUGUUACUGUCACACAAAUUUCAUAGUAAGUAUUGAUUUUUCUUUUUUAAUAUUGGCAUGUAUUUGAAAAUACUCAAAUACACUCCCAUGCCCAUGGUAUUUGAAAAUAGUAUUUGAAAUAUUUAUAGGAAAUUAUUUGAAAAUACUUCCAAUUAGGGCUGUGACAGUCCUGGAAUUUUGUAUUACGGUUAUUAGCCAGCCAAAUGACCAUAGUCAGCGUUAUAAUCAUUGGAUUGUUAUUUUUAAUUUAUUUAAGAUUCAUAGUUUCUCCUCUGCUCCUGACUGCACGUGCUGCUGCAGGGAGGGAAGGUGUUGCCUAGGCUUGUUUGCUACAACACCUUGCUUGUUUCAGCAAGGAGCAACCAAGUUUAAUCACGUUGUAAAGAGUCCAUGUCACUGUGGAAACAGACUCAACCUCGCACAUGCCAGGCUGUCCCAUCUUCAGUUAGCUGUUCGUUACACACAACAACAACAAACGGUUACAAAGUUUUUUUCCCCAUCCAUAAUCGUCGAUUAUACGGUAUUUGUGCCAGCCCUACUUCCAAUAGAAGUAGUUGAUUCAGGCCACAUUAUUUGAAAAUACUCAAAUAGACAGAAAAUUAUUAUUUAAAUAACAAAUAAUCAAAUACACAUGUAUUUGAACCCAGGUCUGACACACACACACACACACACACACACACACACACACACACACACACACACACACACAAUUGAAAUCUACAGAAAUCUCCACUGUGGAUAGCAUUAUAACUUUGACUAGUUGUUGUUGAUGAUUAGUGAAAUGUGGCUCACCAUGUGUGCUAUAUCUGUUUUGAUCAGGGGUGUUCCUAUAGCAUAAACACAGCAUCACCUUUUACUCUAUUUAUACUCACACAGUAAAGUCCCUGUGAUAUUUACUUUUAGACAUGGCUCCUAUAACCCAGUCCCCUCGUUAACGUGACUUGAAGGAACUCUGUGUUCCAAUCUAGAACUGUGUGCUGAUCUAGAACUUGAACUUCUAACAUAGAACUCAGUGUUCUGAUCUAAAACUCAGUGUGCUGAUCUAGAACUGUUAUUUUUUUUUGGGGGUGGGGGCGGGUGUUUUUUUGGUGAUACAUUGAGAAUGAGUCAGACUACACUACACACUAUUAGGGUUUCAAGUAAACAGUAUCGCUGCAGAUAAGCAACAUCUAGUGUUUCCCUCGAAACGCCAACACUCUUGUCACACAACUUUGCCACUGAAACGUAUUAAUAACACCAUUCUGCUCAGGCAGUGGGCAACAGGCAGCUUAAGUACUGACGGUAAAAACACUGGAGAUGGAAAACAACUCCAGAGCUACUCACUGUUUGAGUUUGAUAGUUUACCCCAAGGAGGCACAUUAAGGUGGCAAGUGAGGGGCUUCAUGUUUAAGCAGAGUUUACGUUAUACGAAUAGAAAAGCAAGUUCACUGAAUUCCCAGUCAUUAAAACCUAGUGUUGGACUGACUGACACACAUGCACACUAUGGCGCUUUCUCAAUUCCUUGCACCUUCUCUCCUCGCCUCCUUCUCAGCCGUAUUGGAGAAGACUCAAGGUCCCUCCCAACUGACCCUCUUCUCCAAUGUGUUUUGAGAAGGAGGCAAGGAGAGAUGAUGUGAGGAAUGGAGGAAAUAUUAAUUGGGAAAGAGGCUCAGAGAGGAAAGUGGUCAUGGAGGAGGCAUGGAGCACCACCUCGGCUGGUCUCAGUCAAUCUGUUCUCACUCUGGGGGAGUUAUUUCUCCUCGUGAUGAAUUCCUCAGGCGCCUCUGCCUCUCCUCCCACACAGAGGAACUCAGACACUCUUCCUUCUCUCUCUCGCUCUCUGUGUGGCUCUCCGCUGCCCGGCCUGCCCCUGCUGUGCUGGGUUUCCCAUGUUUUCAUCCUGGCCUAGCCUAGUAGCGUAGCCCUGACCUCAGGUUAGGUCUAAAAUUAAAUGGAUAGAAUAAAACACCCAUAACAUGGUCCUAAAUUCUCAAGUGGAACAUUGCAUUGAAGUGGAUUGUCUCUUCUACCCCACUCUAUUUCUAUGGGGUGUAGCAGAGUGGAUAGAACAGAAUGCACUUGGUUCCAAAUUCUGAAAUGGAACGUUGCCUUAUAAUGGAAUUUCCUCCUUGACAUUCUAGUUUUAAACAGGGUGUUGGAGAGAUCCCACUAGAAACAGAACGGAUAGAACAGAACACAUGGUUGGAACAGAAUGUGUAGAAUGGAACGCACAUGGUUCUAAAUUCUGAAAUGGAACAUCACUUGAAUCGUAUUGUCUCUCUUAGCCAGUGUAAUUCUAUGGUGUCUCCUACCCCUGGCAUUCCUAGCGUAGCUCCUGGGCUCCACUGGGAGAACCCUUUGGCAGGCAUCGGCAGAGAUUACAACUCAUGGAGGGAGCAGGCUGGAACUCACCAGCAUUGGGCAGAUCCCUGACACACACACAUUUACACAGUGGUGGAAAAAGUACUCAAUUCUCAUACUUGAGUAAAAGUUAAGAUACUUUUACUCGAGUCAUUUUCUAUUAAGUUGAGUCACCCAGUAAAAUACUAGAGUAAAACUCUAAAAGUAUUUUGUUUUAAAUAUACUUAAGUAUCAAAAGUACAGUCGUGGUGAAACGUUUUGAGAAUGACACAAAUACUAAUUUUCACAAAGUUUGCUGCCUCAGUUUUGAUGAUGGCAAUUUGCAUAUACUCCAGAAUGUCAUGAAGAGUGAUCAGAUGAAUUGCAAUUAAUUGCAAAGUCCCUCUUUGCCAUGAAAAUGAACUUAAUCCCCCCAAAAAACAUUUCCACUCCAUUCUCAGCCCUGCCCCAAAAGGACCAGCUGACAUCAUGUCAGUGAUUCUCUCGUUAACACAUGUGAGAGUGUUGACGAGGACAAGGCUGGAGAUCACUCUGUCAUGCUGAUUGAGUUAGAAUAACAGACUGGAAGCUUUAAAAGGAAGGUGGUACUUGAAAUCAUUGUUCUUAAUAUAUGCCAUUUAGCAGACGCUUUUAUCCAAAGCGACUUACAGUCAUGCGUGCAUACAUUUUUGUGUAUGGGUGGUCCCGGGGAUCGAACCCACUACCUUGGCGUUACAAGCGCCGUGCUCUACCAGCUGAGCUACAGAGGACCACGGUUAACCAUGGUUACCUGCAAGGAAACAUCAUUGCUUUGCACAAAAAGGGCUUCACAGGCAAGGAUAUUGCUGCUAGUAAGAUUGCAUCUAAAUCAACCAUUUAUCUGAUCAUCAAGAACUUCAAGGAGAGAGGUUCAAUUGUUGUGAAGAAUGCUUCAGGUCGCCCAAGAAGGCAGAAAGCAUCAGGACCGUCUCCUAAAGUUGAUUCAGCUGCGGGAUCGGGACACCACCAGUGCAGAGCUUGCUCAGGAAUGGCAGCAGGCAGGUGUGAGUGCAUCUGCACGCACAGUGAGGCAAAUACUUUUGGAGGAUGGCCUGGUGUCAAGAAGGGCAGCAAAGAAGCCACUUCUCUCCAGGAAAAACAUCAGGGACCCACAGAUAUUCUGCAAAAGGUACAGGGAUUGGACUGCUGAGGACUGGGGUAAAGUCAUUUUCUCUGAAUCCCCUUUCCGAUUGUUUGGGGCAUCCGGAAAACACCUUGUCCGGAGAAGACAAGGUGAGCGCUACCAUCAGUCCUGUGUCAUGCCAACAGUAAAGCAUCAUGAGACCAUUCAUGUGUGGGGUUGCUUCUCAGCCAAGGGAGUGGGCUCACUCACAAUUUUUCCUAAGAACACAGCCAUAAAUAAAGAAUGGUACCUCCGAGUGCAACUUCUCCCAACCAUCCAAGAACAGUUUGGUGACGACCAAUGCCUUUUCCAGCAUGAUGGAGCACCUUGCCUUAAGGCAAAAGUGAUAACUAAGUGGCUCAGGGAACAAAACAUCAAGAUUUUGGGUCCAUGUCCAGGAAACUUCCCAGACCUUAAUCCCAUUGAGAACUUGUGGUCAAUCCUCAAGAGGCGGGUGGACAAACAAAACCCCACAAAUUCUGACAAACUCCAAGCAUUGAUUAUGCAAGAAUGGGCUGCCAUCAGUCAGGAUGUGGCCCAGAAGUUAAUUGACAGCAUGCCAGGGCGGAUUGCAGAGGUCUUGAAAAAGAUGGGUCAACACUGCAAAUAUUGACUUUUUGCAUAAACUUCAUGUAAUUGUCAAUAAAAGCCUUUGACACUUAUGGAAUGCUUGUAAUUAUACUUCAGUAUACCAUAGUAACAUCUGACAAAAAUAUCUCAUAACACUGAAGCAGCGAACUUUGUGAAGACCAAUACUUGUGUCAUUCUCAAAACUUUUGACCACGACUGUAAAUGUAAUUGCACACCAACACUGACAUUUACAAACAAAGCAUUUGUGUUUAGUUAGUCCUCCAGAUCAGAGGCAGUAGGGAUGACCAGAGUUGUUCUCUUGAUAAGUGCAGGAAUUUGACCAUUUUGGCUAUCAGGGAAGUACUUUUGGGUGUCAGGGAAAAUGUAUGGAGUAAAAAGUACAUUAUUUUCUUUAGGAAUGUAGUGAAGUAAAAGUAUUCAAAAAUAUAAAAAGUAAAGUACAAAUACCACCAAAAACUACUUAAGUAGUACUUUAAAGUUGUUUUACUUAAGUACUUUACACCAUUGCAUUUACACAUAUAGAAACAUGCACGUAAACACGUGCGCAAGUGCACAUACGCCAAAAAUAUCCUCAGCAAUCUACACACAGUCUACACCCCGUAAUGGCAAAGCAAAAACAGGUUUGUAGACAUUUUGGGACGUUUUUAUUAGAUAUGUAAAUAAGGUAUUUCCGUUUUUUAUAAGUAUUCAGACCCUUUGCUAUGGGACUCUAAAUUGAGUUUAGGUGCAUCCGGUUUCCAUUGAUCAUCCUUGAGAUGUUUCUACAACUUGAUUGGAGUCCACCUGUGGUAAAUUCAAUUGAUUGGACAUGAUUUGGAAAGGCACACACCUGUCUGUAUAAGGUCCCACAGAUGACAGUGCAUGUCAGAGCAAAAACCAAGCCAUGCGGUCGAAGGAAUUCUCCUUAGAGCUCCGAGACAGGAUUGUGUCAUCCUUAAAUGGAAGAAGUUUGGAACCACCAAGACUCUUCAUAGAGCUGGCCGCCUGGCCAAACUGAGCAAUCGGGGGCGAAGAACCUUGGUCAGGGAGGUCACCAAGAACCCGAUGGUCACUCUGAUAGAGCUCUAGAGUUCCUCUGUGGAAAUGGGAGAACCUUCCAGAAGGACAACCAUCUCUGCAGCAUUCCACCAAUCAGGCCUUUAUGGUAGAGUGGCCAGACGGAAGCCACUCCUCAGUAAAAGGCACAUGACAGCCCGCUUGGAGUUUGCCAAAAGGCACCUAAAGACUCUCAGACCAUGAGAAACAAGAUUCUCUGGUCUGAUGAAACCAAGAUUGAACUCUGUGGCGCAGUGGUCUAAGGCACUGCAUCGCAGUGCUAACUGUGCCACUAGAGAUCCUGGUUCGAAUCUAGGCUCUGUCGCAGCCGGCCGCGACCGGGAGACUCAUGGGCGGCGCACAAUUGGCCCAGCGUCGUCCAGGGUAGGGGAGGGAAUGGCCGGCAGGGAUGUAGCUCAGUUGAUAGAGCAUGGCGUUUGCAACGCCAGGGUUGUGGGUUCGAUUCCCACGGGGGGCCAGUAUAAAAAUAAAAUACAAAAUAAAAUAAAUUAUUCACUAACUGUAAGUCGCUCUGGAUAAGAGCGUCUGCUAAAUGACAAAAAAAUAUAUAUAUACACUGCUCAAAAAAAUAAAGGGAACACUAAAAUAAAACAUCCUAGAUCUGAAUGAAUGAAAUAAUCUUAUUAAAUACUUUUUUCUUUACAUAGUUGAAAGUGCUGACAACAAAAUCACACAAAAAUUAUCAAUGGAAAUGAAAUGUAUCAACCCAUGGAGGUCUGGAUUUGGAGUCACCCUCAAAAUUAAAGUGGAAAACCACACUACAGGCUGAUCCAACUUUGAUGUAAUGUCCUUAAAACAAGUCAAAAUGAGGCUCAGUAGUGUGUGUGGCCUCCACGUGCCUGUAUGACCUCCCUACAACGCCUGGGCAUGCUCCUGAUGAGGUGGCGGAUGGUCUCCUGAGGGAUCUCCUCCCAGACCUGGACUAAAGCAUCCGGCAACUCCUGGACAGUCUGUGGUGCAACGUGGCAUUGGUGGAUGGAGUGAGACAUUAUGUCCCAGAUGUGCUCAAUUGGAUUCAGGUCUGGGGAACGGGCGGGCCAGUCCAUAGCAUCAAUGCUUUCCUCUUGCAGGAACUGCUGACACACUCCAGCCACAUGAGGUCUAGCAUUGUCUUGCAUUAGGAGGAACCCAGGGCCAACCGCACCAGCAUAUGGUCUCACAAGGGGUCUGAGGAUCUCAUCUCGGUACCUAAUGGCAGUCAGACUACCUCUGGCGAGCACAUGGAGGGCUGUGCGGCCCCCCAAAGAAAUGCCACCCCACACCAGGACUGACCCACCGCCAAACCGGUCAUGCUGGAGGAUGUUGCAGGCAGCAGAAUGUUCUCCACGGUGUCUCCAGACUCUGUCACGUCUGUCACAUGCUCAGUGUGAAUUUGCUUUCAUCUGUGAAGAGCACAGGGCGCCAGUGGCGAAUUUGCCAAUCUUGGUGUUCUCUGGCAAAUGCCAAACGUCCUGCACGGUGUUGGGCUGUAAGCACAACCCCCACCUGUGGACGUCGGGCCCUCAUACCACCCUCAUGGAGUCUGUUUCUGACCGUUUGAUCAGACACAUGCACAUUUGUGGCCUGCUGGAGGUCAUUUUGCAGGGCUCUGGCAGUGCUCCUCCUGCUCCUCCUUGCACAAAGGCGGAGGUAGCGGUCCUGCUGCUGGGUUGUUGCCCUCCUACGGCCUCCUCCACGUCUCCUGAUGUACUGGCCUGUCUCCUGGUAGCGCCUCCAUGCUCUGGACACUACGCUGACAGACACAGCAAACCUUCUUGCCACAGCUCGCAUUGAUGUGCCAUCCUGGAUGAGCUGCACUACCUGAGCCACUUGUGUGGGUUGUAGACUCCGUCUCAUGCUACCACUAGAGUGAAAGCACCGCCAGCAUUCAAAAGUGACCAAAACAUCAGCCAGGAAGCAUAGGAACUGAGAAGUGGUCUGUGGUCACCACAUGCAAAACCAGUCCUUUAUUGGGGGUGUCUUGCUAAUUGCCUAUAAUUUCCACCUGUUGUCUAUUCCAUUUGCACAACAGCAUGUGACAUUUAUUGUCAAUCAGUGUUGCUUCCUAAGUGGACAGUUUGAUUUCACAGAAGUGUGAUUGACUUGGAGUUAUAUUGUGUUGUUUAAGUGUUCCCUUUAUUUUUUUGAGCAGUGUAUAUAUUUUUUUGGCCUGAAUGCCAAGUGUCACGUCUGGAGGAAACCUGGCACCAUCCCUACGGUGAAGCAUGGUGGUGGCAGAAUCAUGCUGUGGGGAUGUUUUUCAGCUGCAGAUACUGAGAGACUAGUCGGGAUCGAGGGAAAGAUGAACGGAGCAAAGUACAGAGAAAUCCUUGAUGAAAACCUGCUGCAUAGAGCUCAGGACCUCAGACUGGGGCGAAUGUUCACCUUCCAACAGGACAAUGACCCUAGGCACACAGCCAAGACAACGCAGGAGUGGCUUCGGGACAAGUCUCUGAAUAUCCUUGAGUGGCCCAGCCAGAGCCCGGAAUUGAACCCUAUCUAACAUCUCUCGAGAGACCUGAAAAUAGCUGUGCAGCAACACUCCCCAUUCAACCUAACAGAGCUUGACAGGAUCUGCAGAGAAGAAUGUGAGAAACUCCACAAAUACAAGGGUGCGAAGCUUGUAGCGUCAUACCCAAGAAGACUGGAGGCUGUAAUCGCUGCCAAAGGUGCUUCAACAAAGUACUGAGUAAACGGUCUGAAUACUUAUGUAAAUGUAAUAUUUCAUUAUUUUUUUAAAUUAAAAUGUCUAAAAACCUGUUUUUGCUCUGUCAUUAUGGGGUAUUGUGUUUAGAUUGAUGAGGGGGGGAAACAAUUUAAUCAAUUUUAGAAAAAGGUUGCAACCUAACAAUAUGUGGAAAAAGUCAAGGGGUCUGAACUUUCCGAAGGCACUGAGUAAUUGGACUGUUCAGUAGUCGCAAAUUAAUACCAGUACAUUUAUUUGACGAGGAGAUGUUCCUUGUCUGGUCAUGUGAUCAGGACAAACUCCUGUCCCUAGGUAAAGUCAGUCAGGGAUUCAGGGCCCUAGAAUAAGGAGGGCCUGUUGUCUGGACCUCUGGCAGUCUCUAUGGGGGUGCCACAGGGUGCAAUUCUCGGGCCGACUCUAUUCGCUGUGUAUAUCAAUGAUGUCGCUCUUGCUGCUGGUGACUCUCAGAACCACCUCUACGCAGACGACACCAUUUUGUAUACAUCUGGCCCUUCAUUGGACACUGUGUUAACAAACCUCCAAACGAGCUUCAAUGCCAUACAACACUCCUUUCGUGGCCUCCAACUGCUCUUAAACACAAGUAAAACUAAAUGCAUGCUCUUCAAUCGAACGCUGCUUGCACCCGCCCGCCUGACUAGAAUCACUACUCUCGGCGGGUCUGACUUAGAAUAUGUGGACAACUACAAAUACCUAGGUGUCUGGUUAGACCGUAAACUCUCCUUCCAGACUCACAUUAAGCAUCUCCAAUCCAAAGUUAAAUCUAGAAUCGGCUUCCUAUUUCGCAACAAAGCCUCCUUCACUCAUGCUGCUAAACAUGCCCUCGUAAAACUGACUAUCCUACCGAUCCUUGACUUCGGCGACGUCAUUUACAAAAUAGCUUCCAACACUCAACUCAGCAAAUUGGAUGUAGUCUAUCACAGUGCCAUCCGUUUUGUCACCAAAGCCCCAUAUACUACCCACCAUUGUGACCUGUACGCUCUCGUUGGCUGGCCCUCACUACAUAUUCGUUGCCAAACUCACUGGCUCCAGGUCAUCUAUAAAUCACUUCUAGGCAAAUCCCGCCUUAUCUUAGUUCAUUGGUCACCAUAGCAACACCCACCCGUAGUAUGCGCUCCAGCAGGUAUAUCUCACUGGUCACCCCCAAAGCCAACACCUCCUUUGGCCGCCAUUCCUUCCAGUUGUCUGCUGCAAAAAUCUCUGAAGCUGGAGACACUUAUCUCCCUCACUAACUUUAAGCAUCAGUUGUCAGAGAAGCUUACCGAUCACUGUACCUGUACACAGCCCAUCUGUAAUUAGCCCACCCAACUACCUCAUCCCCAUAUUGUUAUUUACAUUGUUAUUUAUUUUGCUCAUUUGCACCCCAGUAUCUCUAUUUGCACAUCUUCUGCACAUCUAUCACUCCAGUGUUAAUACUAAAUUGUAAUUAUUUCGCACUAUGGCCUAUUUAUUGCCUUACCUCCAUAACUUACUACAUUUGCACACACUGUAUAUAGAUUUUCUAUUUUCUAUUGUGUUAUUGACUGUGUGUUUUUGUUUACCCCAUAUGUAACUCUGUUGUUGUUGUUGUUUUUAUCUCACUGCUUUGCUUUAUCUUGGCCAGGUCACAGUUGUAAAUGAGAACUUGUUCUCAACUGGCUUACCUGGUUAAAUAAAGAUAACAGAACCUUCCCUUGUCUAUCUGUCUCCAGAUCUGUCCCAGACGUCGUCUCCAUCGCUGUCGGACCAACUCCUCCUGGGUCGAGAGGAUGGGACGGUGGCCGGGAUCAAUGUGGAAUGUCGGAUCUGUGGAGACAAGGCCUCUGGGUUCCACUAUGGAGUACAUGCCUGUGAGGGUUGCAAGGUGAGUAAGCAGGGAUUGAAGGGAUGGGAAGAUCCCAGGAGGCUCCCAGGAUGUGUUACAUAAAAUGUAUUGGAGCAGCUCUUUGCAUAGUUUAUGAAUGAUGAAGUCUACUGCUCUAUAUAUCUAAUAAACCCUUUCUCACUGUUUUUGCUUUCUCCCCCCCACUGACUCUGUUUCUCUCAGGGGUUUUUCCGGCGGACCAUUCGUAUGAAGCUGGAGUACGAGCGCUGUGAGCGCAGCUGUAAGAUCCAGAAGAAAAGCAGAAACAAGUGCCAGUACUGCCGCUUCCAGAAGUGCCUGCUGCUGGGCAUGUCCCAUGACGGUGAGACACACACACUAACCACCUUCCCAUUCCCACAUUUUGUCUAGAGAACGUCAGGGAUGUACCCCAUCAGUGAGUUUUCCUGCUUGUUCCCAGCAAUCCGGUAUGGCCGCAUGCCGGAGGCGGAGAAGAGGAAGCUGGUGGCGGGCCUCCUGGCGGGAGAGAGAGCCCCGACCAUCAACCCCAACGGCUCGGACCUCAAAUCCCUGGCCAAGCGGGUCAACAAUGCCUACCUGAAGAACCUCAACAUGACCAAGAAGAAGGCCCGCAGCAUCCUCACCGGCAAGACCAGCGUCAGCCCAGUAGCGUAUCCAUAUGUAAAUGAAAUAUACUGAACAAAAAUAUAAAUGCAACAUGCAACAAUUUCAACGAUUUUACUGAGUUACAGUUCAAGGAAAUCAGUCAGUUGAAAUAAAUUCAUUAGGCCCUAAUCUAUCCACCCACUGGGGAGCCAGGCACAGCCAAUCAGAAUGAGUUUUUCCCCACAAGAGGGCUUUAAUACAGACAGAAAUACUUUUCAGUUUCAUCAGCUGUCCGGGUGGCUGGUCUCAGACAAUCCUGCAGGUGAAGAAGCCGGAUGUGAAGGUCCUGGGCUGGCGUGGUUACAAUGUGGUCUGCGGUUGUGAGGCUGGUUGGACGUACUGCCAAAUUCUCUAAAACGAUGUUGGAGGCGGCUUAUGGUAUUAGAGAAAUUAAAAUGCAAUUAUCUGGCAACAGUUCUAGUGGACAUUCCUGCAGUCAGCAUGCCAAUUGCACGCUCCCUCAACUUGAGACAUCUGUGGCAAUGAGUUGUGAGACAACUGCACAUUUCAGAGUGGCCUUUUAUUGUCCCCAGCACAAGGUGCACCUGUGUAAUGAUCAUGCUGUUUAAUCAGCUUCUUGAUAUGCCACACCUGUCAGGUGGAUGGAUUAUCUUGGCAAAGGAGAAAUGCUCACUAACAGGGAUGUAAACAAAUUUGUGCAUACAAUUUGAGAGAAAUAGGCUUUUUAUGCGAAUGAGACAUUUCAGGGAUCUUUUUUCUUUCAGCUCAUGGAACAUGGGACCAACACUUGCGUUUAUAUUUUUGUUCAGUAUACAUAUAACACUUUAACACCAGCUCCAUACUCUUUCCAUAUGUAAAUAUUAUACAUUUCAUAUAUUUUAACACCAGGUCAGCUCAAUACUCUAUCCAUAUGUAAAUAUGAUACAUAUAAUAUAUGAACUUCAGCUACAGUGUCGUACAGUACAGACACAUAAUACUUUAACACCAGCUGUAGCCCAGUACUGUGUAUACAUAUUCUGCAUACUGACUAUAAAGCAUAUGAUACCCUCAGACCAGCUCCGAUUUUCAUCUGGAUUAACCUCCUAGAGUCGAUGUUAGUAUGUGGACAUCUAAUUAACAUAAUACAAAAGUCCCCAUCAAAAUCUGUCAGUUUAAGCUGUGGUUCAAUCCACUGCAUAUGCUGAUGUCUCCCUUUCGCAUCUGCGGUGAAAGGUGGCAGUGCUAGAGCAGUGUUUGUCAGACCACGAGACAUCCCAAAAAUCGGUGUUCUCACAAAAACUUCUGUAGCGUCCGAAGGCUUUGGCCCACAAACUAUAAUGACCACUCUAUGGAAAGAUGAGACUCUCACAAACACAUUGGGUUUGCUUUACGGCCCCCACAAGCGUCACAGGAUUUAUCUGAAGUCGGUACAUCCAAUCUGCCAACUUCUGUCUGUAGCGUCUGAACCGUUUCGGCUACACACUAAUAUGAGGCGAGUCUCUUACGAACACAAACAUGUUGAUUGUUUUGCUCUAGGACGCUCACAAGCCUCACAAGACUAGUCUGAAUGUAGUCCGGUACCAGUUGAAGUUAAUGGAAGUGCAUUCGGAAAGUAUUCAGACCCCUUUACUUUUUCCACAUUUUGUUGUGUUACAGCCAUAUUCUAAAAUGAUUAAGAUUUUUUUAUUGUAUUUAUUUACACACAAUACCCCAUAAUGACAAAGCAAAAAUAGGUUUUUAGACAUUUUUGCAAAAAAAAGACUGAAAUCACAUUUACAUAAGUAUUCAGAGUACUUUGUUGGAACACCUUUGGCAGCAAUUACAGCCUCAAGUCUUCUUGGGUAUGACGCUACAAGCUUUGCGCACCUUUAUUUGGAGAGUUUCUCCCAUUCUUCUCUGCAGAUCCUCUCAAGCGCCGUCAUGUUGGAUGGGGAGCGUCGUUGCACAGAGAUGGGUUAAAGUCCGGGCUCUGGCUGGGCCACUCAAGGACAUUCAGAGACUUGUCCUGAAGCCACUCCUGCGUUGUCUUGGCUGUGUGCUUAGGGUCGUUGUCCUGUUGGAAGGUGAACCUUCACCCCAGUCUGAGGUCCUGAGUGCUCUGGAGCAGGUUUUCAUCAAGGAUCUCUCUGUACUUUGCUCCGUUCAUCUUUCCCUCGAUCCUGACUAGUCUCCCAGUGCCUGCCGCUGAAAAACAUCCCCACAGCAUGAUGCUGCCACCACCAUGCUUCACCGUAGGGAUGGUGCCAGGUUUCCUCCAGACGUGACGCUUGGAAUUCAGGCCAAAGAGUUCAAUCUUGGUUUCAUCAGACCAGAGAAUCUUGUUUCUCAUGGUCUGAGAGUCCUUUAGGUGCCUUUUGGCAAACUCCAAGUGGGCUGUCGUGCAUUUUACUGAGGAGUGGCUUCCGUUUGGCCACUCUACUAUAAAGGCCUGAUUGUUGGAGUGCUGCAGAGAUGGUUGUCCUUCUGGAAGGUUCUCCCAUCUCCACCAAGGUACUCUGGAGCUCUGUCAGUGACCAUCGGGUUCAUGGUCACCUCCCUGACCAAGGCCGUUCUCCCCCGAUUGCUCAGUUUGGCCAGGUGCCCAGCUCUAGGAAGAGUCUUGGUGGUUCCGAACUUCUCCCAUUUAAGAAUGAUGGAGGCCACUGUGUUUCUUGGGGACCUUCAAUGCUGCAGACAGUUUUUGGUACCCUUCCCCAGAUCUGUGCUUCGACACAAUCCUGUCUCAGAGCUCUACGGACAAUUCCUUCGACCUCAUUGCUUGGUUUUUGCUAUGACAUGCACUGUCAAUUGUGGGACCUUAUAUAGACAGGCGUGUGCUUUUCUAAAUCAUGUCCAAUCAAUUGAAUUUACCACAGGUGGACUUGUUGUAGAAACAUCUCAAGGAUGAUCAAUGGAAACAGGACGCACCUGAGCUCAAUUUCGAGUUUCAUAGCAAAGGGUCUGAAUACUUAUGUAAAUAAGGUAUUUAAAAUAAAAAAUGCAAAAAUGUCUAAACCUGUUUUCGUUUUGUCAUUAUGGGGUAAUGUGUAUAGGUUGAUGGAAAAAAGUUAUUUCAUCCUUCUUUGGAUAAGUCUGUAACGUAACAAUGUGGAAAAAGUCAAGGGGUCUGAAUACUUUAUGAAUGCACUGUAUAUUUGGAGAUAGUUUAGUGUCUAAAAUAAAGGGUUAAUAAAAUAGUUUCCUGAUCUUCUUAUAUCUCUCAGACACUAUGGGCUGAUAGCAGUAAGGCCAAAAUCAAUGUUUCAUCAAACCAAUAAUAUAUAUUUUUUAAAUUAUACCUUAAGUCAUUUCCAUGCACUUCAAUUGUGUCCAUGGCCUUUUCUGAUUCUGUCGUUUCAAUCAACACUAAUUGAAGCAACAGGUAUGUAGCCUUUACUCUAGAAUGGCAGUCUGGAAACAGGAGCACCAAGUGGCACAGCUGCACUAAAACUUCACUUCUGUUCACACUGCCUAGCUUUCCAGUAGUGUUGGUUGCCUAGCAGCUGUGUAUAAACUUGUUGUAAAAACCCUGGUUGUCUCAAGGCCUUAUCACUGUUGUGUCUAAGAUGGGGAGGACAGGAGAACGGGCCAAAUUGUCAGUGUCACUGUUAUUUUACAGGCUGGCUGUAUGCAAACACAAUUUCUUCCUAUCAGUGUACCUUCCUAAACCAGGCCCAGGCAGAAUGCAAUUUCAAGUGAAAAGUCUUACUAUUAUUAUACUUCUAUUUAUUAACUACAGUGGGGAGAACAAGUAUUUGAUACACUGCCGAUUUUGCAGGUUUUCCUACUUACAAAGCAUGUAGAGGUCUGUAAUUUUUAUCAUAGGUACACUUCAACUGUGAGAGACGGAAUCUAAAACAAAAAUCCAGAAAAUCACAUUGUAUGAUUUUUAAGUAAAUAAUUUGCAAUUUAUUGCAUGAUAUAAGUAUUUGAUACAUCAGAAAAGCAGAACUUAAUAUUUGGUACAGAAACCUUUGUUUGCAAUUACAGAGAUCAUACGUUUCCUGUAGGUCUUGACCAGGUUUGCACACACUGCAGCAGGGAUUUUGGCCCACUCCUCCAUACAGACCUUCUCCAGAUCCUUCAGGUUUCGGGGCUGUCGCUGGGCAAUACGGACUUUCAGCUCCCUCCAAAGAUUUUCUAUUGGGUUCAGGUCUGGAGACUGGCUAGGCCACUCCAGGACCUUGAGAUGCUUCUUACGGAGCCACUCCUUAGUUGCCCUGGCUGUGUGUUUCGGGUCGUUGUCAUGCUGGAAGACCCAGCCACGACCCAUCUUCAAUGCUCUUACUGAGGGAAGGAGGUUGUUGACCAAGAUCUCGCGAUACAUGGCCCCAUCCAUCCUCCCCUCAAUACGGUGCAGUCGUCCUGUCCCCUUUGCAGAAAAGCAUCCCCAAAGAAUGAUGUUUCCACCUCCAUGCUUCACGGUUGGGAUGGUGUUCUUGGGGUUGUACUCAUCCUUCUUCUUCCUCCAAACACGGCGAGUGGAGUUUAGACCAAAAAGCUCUAUUUCUGUCUCAUCAGACCACAUGACCUUCUCCCAUUCCUCCUCUGGAUCAUCCAGAUGGUCAUUGGCAAACUUCAGACGGGCCUGGACAUGCGCUGGCUUGAGCAGGGGGACCUUGCGUGCGCUGUAGGAAUUUUAUCCAUGACGCCGUAUUGUGUUACUAAUGGUUUUCUUUGAGACUGUGGUCCCAGCUCUCUUCAGGUCAUUGACCAGGUCCUGCCGUGUAGUUCUGGGCUGAUCCCUCACCUUCCUCAUGAUCAUUGAUGCCCCACGAGGUGAGAUCUUGCAUGGAGCCCCAGACUGAGGGGGAUUGAUCAUCUUGAACUUCUUCCAUUUUCUAAUAAUUGCGCCAACAGUUGUUGCCUUCUCACCAAGCUGCUUGCCUAUUGUCCUGUAUCCCAUCCCAGCCUUGUGUAGGUCUACAAUUUUAUCCCUGAUGUCCUUACACAGCUCUCUGGUCUUGGCCAUUGUGGAGAGGUUGGAGUCUGUUUUGAUUGAGUGUGUGGACAGGUGUCUUUUAUACAGGUAACGAGUUCAAACAGGUGCAGUUAAUACAGGUAAUGAGUGGAGAACAGGAGGGCUUCUUAAAGAAAAACGAACUGGUCUGUGAAAGCCGGAAUUCUUACUGGUUGGUAGUUGAUCAAAUACUUAUGUCAUGCAAUAAAAUGCAAAUUAAUUACUUAAAAAUCAUACAAUGUGAUUUUCUGGAUUUUUGUUUUAGAUUCUGUCUCUCACAGUUGAAGUGUACCUAUGAUAAAAAUUACCGACCUCUACAUGCUUUGUAAGUAGGAAAACCUGCAAAAUCGGCAGUGUAUCAAAUACUUGUUCUCCCCACUGUAAAUGUCUUCUCUCUCUCUCCCUUCCUUUCUUUGUCUUUUUUCUUCCCCUCCUCUGCAGCCCUUUGUGAUUCACGACAUGGACUCGUUGUGCCAGGCUGAGAACGGGCUGGUGUGGAAACAGCUGAUCAACGGCACGCCCCCCAACAAGGAGAUAGGGGUACACGUGUUCUACCGCUGCCAGUGCACCACAGUGGAGACGGUCAGGGAGCUCACUGAGUUCGCCAAGAGCAUCCCCGGCUUCGUAGACCUCUUCCUUAACGACCAGGUAAAUAUAGCAACACUACAUUGUCAGUCAAUCAAUCAAGACCAGGUACAGAACAGCAACACAACAUUCCAUCAAAUCAUUAAUCAAUAGUUUUGUUGUCCAAGUUGGAAAGUCAUUGUACAGCCAGGAAUUUUAUAUAUAGUAAGCUAUAAUAUAGUUAACCAAUAAGGCCGGAGGAGGUGUGGUAUAUUGGCCAUUUAUAUACUGGGUGGUUCGAGCCCUGAAUGCUGAUUGACUGAAAGCCGUGGGUAUAUCAGACCGUAUACCACGGGUAUGACAAAACAUUACUUUUUCCUGCUCUAAUUACGUUGGUAACCAGUUUAUAAUAGCAAUAAGGCACCUUGGGCGUUUGUGAUAAUGGCCAAUAUACCAAACUAAGGGCUAUGUCCAGGCACUCCACGUGCAUAAAAACAGCCCUUAGCCAGUGUAUAUUGGCCAUAUACCACACCCCCUCAUGCCUUAUUGCUUAAUUAUAAACUGGGUCGUUUGUGUCCUGGAGGCUGAUUGGCUGAAACAACAGCAUUUCAGCCGUGUGUAAGACAAUCAGGGUUUCUGUUAGGAAAAUGUGGCGCCGGACAACGUGACCGGGAAGAAUUUAAUUUACUGGCCAUUUGAGAAAUAUUCCAGACCAAUAUCCAUUGGGUGCAUAUCCCAUUAGGGCGUCCACCCACGGUGCUCAGAAUGACAGAAGUCACAUUUAUCUUAAUAGGACAUGCUACUCAUGUAAUGAAGCAGCCAAUAAAACUUCUUUUUUUUAAUUUGUUAAAAUGCAAUUAGUGGGAAAACACCAUUCUAAACAGUGCACCUGAUAGCGGUUCCAUAUGUGACAGAUGAAUAUCUCUGUUAGAAACUUAGAAAGAGGGGUAAUCUAAAGAUGCAACAACUAGGAUGGGUUGCUUAUAUGACUAAGAUUGUGCCUUUGGCCCUGGACAAUGAAAGAAAGUUGAUAUGAAAGCCAAUAGAACAGGAGAGAAAUGGCAUAGCGGUGUGUCCAAUAGAGAAGUAAAUGGAAAUAUUUGCUGUCGAUACAGAAAUAAAUAAAAUAUUUCACCAGAAAGCAUGACUAAGCCACAGAGGGAUCGAGGAUCAUUAGCUGUUUGUUUUUUUAUAUUGCUGUGGAUUGUUUCAAUUGCUGAUGAUCUCACAUUAGUUGACUUUUAGUUUGUAUUAUUUUAAUUCAGUUGUAUGAUUAAUUGCUUGACAAUGAUUUUGAGAAAUGAAAACAUUAUAAUUGAAAUGAAACUGUUCCAUGAAAAUGUGCAUAUAAAAAUCAUAACUGUCACACAAAACGGUAGAAAUGGUAGGAUAAAUUGUAAGCUUACCCAAACUUGAAACUCACGCGCCGCCUAUGAAGUCUUUGUAAAAUAAUUGCCUCCAUGUUUCCAUGGUCGGAUUUUGCCUAUAGGCCACUUUGAAGCAAGGUAAGACAUGCCUCAUAAUAUGAAAUAAAACAUUCAGGUUUCAAACAAUUUAAGUAUGUUUUCAAAAUGCAUACUGCCUCCAGCUCACAUUGUAAAGUGUUGGGUGACGCUAUGAUAACCUGUUGCCUGCACUUGAAUGGUGAAUGGGAGGCGCACAAUUACCAGUUGAGAACUAAAAAUAGUAGCUCUUUUUAAUUGUGCACCAAAACUGUUAACACGCAAUUGCAUUUAGAGCUAUGAAUGGGCUUAUAAAAGCAUGUUUUACUCCAGCAGUAACCAGCUGAGGAGCUGCAGAAGAAAUCCCGCUCAAAAUAGGCUCUAUAUGCUGUGCACUGAUAGUUGUGUUGGAUAAAUAAGAUGCAUGAUGACUAAUGAAAAUACACACAGGCCAAUUUAAAAUAAAUCCAUGCCUUGUGGCCGUUGUGCCCUUGGGCUGAAUAUAAUAAUUAUAAUUCCCUUCUCCCAGAUGCCAAUCUCCCUGCUCUGAAGAACCUCACUCGCAUUGGCGCUCUCAAAUAUCUCAAUUCUUAUUAGCCAAUGCCCAUCACGUGAUAGGAUCCUUCUCACAGGCAUCGCAGCUCCGAAGUAGGCUAGUGAAGACGGACACAUCGGGGAUGCAACGGCGCGCGUCCUUCUUAUCGAAUUCUGAGGGGCAUAUUGAAGAUGUUAGAAGAACUGUCCACAUUUACUUUUUGUCAGCCAACAAGAUGAGUAACGAACAGCAAAAGCACUACCUAUGUCAAUCUACUAUCCCCCAUAGUACAAAAGUUGACCUAUUCUAUUGGUCAGCUUGUCGUUCUGUGCGAGAAAUAAAUAUUCCAAACAGACUCUGGGACAGUUGUGGGAUGAUGGAGCCCAAAUUAAUACAACAACUGUACAUUUAAAAAAAGUUUUCAAGCAAUGAGGCUGAUGCAACAGAUCAGAAUGUUUAGCUUAAAAUGUUGAUAAACUAUUAGGCUAUUUCUUCACAUUAUAAGCACAGCAAUGCACACAUGGCAGUAGGCUAUAAGCCCAAAUGUUCCAAAAUGCAAUUAGCGGGAAAACACUGUUCUGCAAAGUGCUCCGCAAAUGCGAGCGGUUUCAUAUGACAGAGAUGAGAAUAGCCUUUAGAAAUUUAGAAAGGCAAGAUCUAAAGAUGCAACAACUAGCAUGGGUUGUUAAUAUGACUAGGAUUGCGUCUUUGGCUGCUGGACAACGAAAGAAAGUUGAGAACAUGAGAUAAAUACUGGUUUCAAUGGCAAAUAAGGAAGUGUAUAUAAAAGAAUCCCCUUAACAUUCCUAUGGUUGGAACACAGUAAGACAUGCCUCAUAAAAUUACAAAAAAACAUCCAGGUUUUAAACAAUUACGUUUAUGGUUAAAGAGUUUGAAAAUGUUGACUGCCUCUGCUCAGAUUGUAAGGUGGGUGAUGUUGCGGUGCGCAACAGGCACUGGCCUUUCUCUGCUAUCUGAACCAACAGUGCCUUGAGUAUGACAGAAUCAAGCCUUUAGACGUUAAUAUUAAUUAUCUUACAUUUUAUUUGUCAAACAUGAAGCUGGAGACUCUUAUCUCCCUCACUAACUUUAAGCAUCAGUUGUCAGAGCACCUUACCGAUCACUGCACCUGUACACAGCCCAUCUGAAAUUAGCCCACCCAACUACCUCAUCCCUAUAUUGUUAUUUAUUUUGCUCUUUUGCACCCCAGUAUCUCUAUUUGCACAUAAUCUCUUGCACAUCUAGCAUUCCAGUGUUAAUACUAAUUGUAAUUAUUUUGCACUAUAGCCUAUUUAUUGCCUUACCUCCAUAACUUGCUACAUUUGCACACACUGUAUAUAUAUUUUCUGUUGUAUUUUUGACUGUUUUUUUUACCCCAUAUGUAACUCUGUGUUGUUGUUUUUAUCGCUUUGCUUUAUCUUGGCCAGGUCGCAGUUGUAAAUGAGAACUGAAAUAAAAUAAAAAUAUUUUUAAAAAAAAUAAAACAUGACUGGCUUUUAGCCUAUAUCUAUGUAAUUAAGUCUCAUUGAAGUCUGGCUAAAUUUUCUGGCGCCUCCCUCCUGUCAGCAUCGAUGUGGACAUGAGACUGUAGCCAAUAUGCAUAGGCUAUAUCACCUACACUUUGACAUGUAGGCUAGUUAUGUAUAUACAUUUAUGUACACUUAUGUUUUUCUUAACAGAAUAGCCAGUGUUUUUUUUGGGGUUUCAUAUCAAUUUAAUUGGCUAUUUUGGUUAAUGGCCUUGGUGCCCUACAGAUGGCCUUGGUGCCCUGGCAGAUUGGGCACCUCUUGGCCUUGCCCCAAAUGGCCUUGCCCCUAAAAUCACGACGUUCCGGGUCUGACCCGUUGUAUAUUGUGUGUGUGUGUAUGUAUGUAUGUGUGUGUGUGUGUAUGUAUGUAUGUAUAUAUAUAUAUGUAUGUAUGUGUGUAUAUAUAUAUAUAUAUAUCUAUAUAUAUAUAUAUAUAUAUAUAUAUAUAUCUAUAUCAUAUCUAUAUCUCUCUCUAUAUAUAUCUAUAUAUCAUACUGUGUCUGUAUGUGUGUGUAUAUAUAUAUAUAUAUAUAUACACCCCACACACACACACCACACACACACCACACACACACACACACACAGUGAGGGGAAAAAAGUAUUUGAUCCCCUGCUGAUUUUGUAUGUUUGCCCACUGACAAAGAAAUGAUCAGUCUAUAAUUUUAAUGGUAGGUUUAUUUGAACAGUGAGAGACAGAAUAACAACAAAAAAAUCCAGAAAAGCGCAUGUCAAAAAUGUUAUAAAUUGAUUUGCAUUUUAAUGAGGGAAAUAAGUAUUUGACCCCUCUGCAAAACAUGACUUAGUACUUGGUGGCAAAACCCUUGUUGGCAAUCACAGAGGUCAGACGUUUCUUGUAGUUGGCCACCAGGUUUGCACACAUCUCAGGAGGGAUUUUGUCCCACUCCUCGUUUGGCAACUCGAACCUUCAGCUCCCUCCACAGAUUUUCUAUGGGAUUAAGGUCUGGAGACUGGCUAGGCCACUCCAGGACCUUAAUGUGCUUCUUCUUGAGCCACUCUUUUGUUGCCUUGGCCGUGUGUUUUGGGUCAUUGUCAUGCUGGAAUACCCAUCCACGACCCAUUUUCAAUGCCCUGGCUGAGGGAUGGAGGUUCUCACCCAAGAUUUGACGGUACAUGGCCCCGUCCAUCGUCCCUUUGAUGCGGUGAAGUUGUCCUGUCCCCUUAGCAGAAAAACACCCCCAAAGCAUAAUGUUUCCACCUCCAUGUUUGACGGUGGGGAUGGUGUUCUUGGGGUCAUAGGCAGCAUUCCUCCUCCUCCAAACACGGCGAGUUGAGUUGAUGCCAAAGAGCUCGAUUUUGGUCUCAUCUGACCACAACACUUUCACCCAGUUCUACUCUGAAUCAUUCAGAUGUUCAUUGGCAAACUUCAGACAGGCCUGUACAGUGAGGAGAACAAGUAUUUGAUACACUGCCGAUUUUGCAGGUUUUCCUACUUACAAAGCAUGUAGAGGUCUGUAAUUUGUAUCAUGGGUACACUUCAACUGUGAGAGACGGAAUCUAAAACAAAAAUCCAGAAAAUCACAUUGUAUGAUUUUUAAGUAAUUAAUUUGCAUUUUAUUGCAUGACAUAAGUAUUUGAUCAACUACCAACCAGUAAGAAUUCCGGCUUUCACAGACCAGUUCGUUUUUCUUUAAGAAGCCCUCCUGUUCUCCACUCAUUACCUGUAUUAACUGCACCUGUUUGAACUCGUUACCUGUAUAAAAGACACCUGUCCACACACUCAAUCAAAACAGACUCCAACCUCUCCACAAUGGCCAAGACCAGAGAGCUGUGUAAGGACAUCAGGGAUAAAAUUGUAGACCUGCACAAGGCUGGGAUGGGCUACAGGACAAUAGGCAAGCAGCUUGGUAAGAAGGCAACAACUGUUGGCGCAAUUAUUAGAAAAUGGAAGAAGUUCAAGAUGACGGUCAAUCACCCUCGGUCUGGGGCGCCAUGCAAGAUCUCACCUCGUGGGGCAUCAAUGAUCAUGAGGAAGGUGAGGGAUCAGCCCAGAACUACACGGCAGGACCUGGUCAAUGACCUGAAGAGAGCUGGGACCACAGUCUCAAAGAAAACCAUUAGUAACACACUAUGCCGUCAUGGAUUAAAAUCCUGCAGCGCACGCAAGGUCCCCCUGCUCAAGCCAGCGCAUGUCCAGGCCCGUCUGAAGUUUGCCAAUGAUCAUCUGGAUGAUCGAGAGGAGGAAUGGGAGAAGGUCAUGUGGUCUGAUGAGACAAAAAUAGAGCUUUUUGGUCUAAACUCCACUCGCUGUGUUUGGAGGAAGAAGAAGGAUGAGUACAACCCCAAGAACACCAUCCCAACCGUGAAGCAUGGAGGUGGAAACAUCAUUCUUUGGGGAUGCUUUUCUGCAAAGGGGACAGGACGACUGCACCGUAUUGAGGGGAGGAUGGAUGGGGCCAUGUAUCGCGAGAUCUUGGCCAACAACCUCCUUCCCUCAGUAAGAGCAUUGAAGAUGGGUCGUGGCUGGGUCUUCCAGCAACGACCCGAAACACACAGCCAGGGCAACUAAGGAGUGGCUCCGUAAGAAGCAUCUCAAGGUCCUGGAGUGGCCUAGCCAGUCUCCAGACCUGAACCCAAUAGAAAAUCUUUGGAGGGAGCUGAAAGUCUGUAUUGCCCAGCGUCAGCCCCGAAACCUAAAGGAUCUGGAGAAGGUCUGUAUGGAGGAGUGGGCCAAAAUCCCUGCUGCAGUGUGUGCAAACGUGGUCAAGACCUACAGGAAACAUGAUCUCUGUAAUUGCAAACAAAGGUUUCUGUACCAAAUAUUAAGUUCUGCUUUUCUGAUGUAUCAAAUACUUAUGUCAUGCAAUAAAAUGCAAAUUAAUUACUUAAAAAUCAUACAAUGUGAUUUUCUGGAUUUUUUUUUUAGAUUCCGUCUCACAGUUGAAGUGUACCUAUGAUAAAAAUUACACACCUCUACAUGCUUUGUAAGUAGGAAAACCUGCAAAAUCAGCAGUGUAUCAAAUACUUGUUCUCCCCACUGUAUAUGUGCUUUCUUGAGCAGGGGGACCUUGCGGGCGCUGCAGGAUUUCAGUCCUUCAUGGCGUAGUGUGUUACCAAUAGUUUUGUUGGUGACUAUGGUCCCAGCUGCCUUGAGAUCAUUGACAAGAUCCUCCCGUGUAGUUCUGGGCUGAUUCCUCACCAUUCUCAUGAUCAUUGCAACUCCACGAGGUGAGAUCUUGCAUGGAGCCCCAGGCCGAGGGAGAUUGACACUUAUUUUGUGUUUCUUCCAUUUGUGAAUAAUCGCACCAACUGUUGUCACCUUCUCACCAAGCUGCUUGGCGAUGGUCUUGUAGCCCAUUCCAGCCUUGUGUAGGUCUACAAUCUUGUCCCUGACAUCCUUGGAGAGCUCUUUGGUCUUGGCCAUGGUGGAGAGUUUGGAAUCUGAUUGAUUGAUUGCUUCUGUGGACAGGUGUCUUUUAUACAGGUAACAAACUGAGAUUAGGAGUACUCCCUUUUAAGUGUGCUCCUAAUCUCAGCUCGUUACCUGUAUAAAAGACACCUGGGAGCCAGAAAUCUUUCUGAUUGAGAGGGUGUCAAAUACUUAUUUCCCUCAUUAAAAUGCAAAUCAAUUUAUAACAUUUUUGACAUGCGUUUUUCUGGAUUUUUUUGUUGUUAUUCUGUCUCUCACUGUUCAUAUAAACCUACCAUUAAAAUUAUAGACUGAUCAUUUCUUUGUCAGUGGGCAAACGUACAAAAUCAGCAGGGGAGCAAAUACUUUUUUCCCUCACUGUAUGUGUGUGUGUGUGUGUGUGUGUGUGUGUAUAUAUAUAUAUAUAUACACACACACACACACACAGCUUGAAUGCUGUUUCAGCCAAUCAGCGUUCAGGACCCAAGCUACCCAGUUUAUAAUAUAACAUAUAGAACAUGUAUACAGUGCAUUCAGAAAGUAUUCAGACCCUUUGACUUUUUCUUCAUUUUGUUAUGUUACAGCCUUCUAAAAUGUUUUUCCCCCCAUCAAACAAAGCAAAAACUGAAAUGUCACAUUUACAUAAGUAUUCAGACCCUUUGCUGUGAGACUCAAUUGUAUACAUGUUCUAAAAACCUGUUUUCACUUUGUCAUUAUGGGGUAUGGUGUGUAGAUGAUACAUUUUUUAUUUAAUCCAUUUUAGAAUAAGGCUGUAAUGUAACAAAAUGUGGAAAAGGUCAAGGGGUCUGAAUACUUUCCGAAUGCACUGUACAUACUUGACAAAACCAAAGGGUUGAGAUAUCAGGCGACAAUAAUCAGGCUGCUGAUCCCCCCCCCCCCCCCCCCCCACCAGGUGACGCUGCUGAAAUACGGCGUGCACGAGGCCAUCUUCGCCAUGCUGCCCUCGCUCAUGAACAAGGACGGGCUGCUGGUGGCCAAUGGGAAGGGCUUUGUAACCCGGGAGUUCCUGCGCAGCCUGCGGCGCCCCUUCAGCGAGAUCAUGGAGCCCAAGUUUGAGUUUGCGGUGAAGUUUAAUGCUCUGGAGCUGGACGACAGUGACCUGGCCCUGUUCGUGGCCGCCAUCAUCCUCUGUGGAGGUAUGUGCUGGUUCUAUACUGGUACUACCGUGAGAACUCAUUACUGUACUACCACAAUACACUGGCACUGUCAUAAUAACCCUAACCCUUCUACUAUCAUUAUAAGCCUAACUAAGGUAACUAAGACAAGCUGAAGUUAGUGCUAAAAUACAAGUUUGUUUUCUACCAGUUGACAUAUACUUACCUCCCUCUCCCCACUCUUUUUCUCUCCCCUCCCCUCCUCUCCCCCCUCCUUUCCCUCUCUCUUCUCCUGUCAGACCGUCCAGGGCUGAUAAACAUCAUGCAGGUGGAGGAGAUUCAGGACAGCAUCUUGCAGGCCCUGGACCAGCACCUGCUGGCCAACCACGCUGACUCAAAGUACCUUUUCCCCAAGCUGCUCAACAAGAUGGCCGACCUGCGCCAGCUGGUCACUGAGAACGGCAUGCUGGUCCAGAAGAUCAAGAAGACAGAGUCAGAGACCUCGCUGCACCCGCUGCUGCAGGAGAUCUACAAGGACAUGUACUGACUGGACUGGUUGAGCUUCCUAGUACAGCUGCAGUGUUUACUCACUCCUGGUUCCUGGGACUGGGAGUCACAGGGAGUGCAUGAUUUUGUUCCAGCCCAUCAUUAACACACCCUAUUCACCUCAUCAGCCAAUCAACCACCACCUUGAUCAGUUGAAUCAGGUGUUAGCGUUUAUUCUGACGUCUCAAUAAAAUAAUGAUGAAAACGCUGGCUGGUGGGAGUUAUAACAAUGAAUAUGUAGUUGCACACUCUUGUUCAGAUGCAGUUGAUUGAUUAUAAAUCACCAUCGUUUGGGCAGCAAGCUGCCUUCAUCAGGGUCUCUUGACUGUCUCUGUACUGGACAAAUGACAUGUACUGACCUGGAAUGUAUCAAGAGACUGAUGGGAGACAUACAGAGUAACAUACACCCUACCACAUAUUAAACGUGUGUGAUUGUUUGGGUGCCCGAAAUAGAAGGUGAUUUGAGUUGUUUCAAGUGGAUGCUGUUGUAUAGCAGGUCUUUAACUGUGGUUGGACAGGACUGAUGCAGUUGAAGGGCUUGUAGUGUCCUGCUCUGAACGUGGUGAAGGUGCAGUGUCGAGGUAUUCGUUUCCAGGAGAAUAACAGACAGCUCAUCAACCAAUGCCACAACAAAACCAAGACUCCUCUUUUCCCUCUAAAUUUUACAAGGAUGAUCAGCGUUGCUAUUUUUAUACAACAGAUUUUUGUAGUCUCUCUCUCCCGAUGGGCAGUGUUUUUUACAACGGUCAACCUAUUCUUAACCCUGCGGUUCGGGGUCAUUACCAGCCAUUGUUGUUUGUGUUACAAACUUUCUGAGAGCUCGUGAUGCUGAUAUUCAGAAAAAAUGCUGGUUCUGCUUGCCUGUACAAAUAAGAGGGUUGUCGGCAACCAUAGGUGUCCCCUUUCCGUCCGUCCCUACCAUCCCAUCCUAAGGCCAUAACACUGGGAUAAGCUAUUACCAAACCCCCCCUUAGCUCUCCUUUCCACAUCUGUAAAUCUUCAGUAUAAAUUCACACCCCUCAACCUCCCAAUUAUCUAAUCAUAGAACGGUUUUGAUUUGAUUGAUAACUCACAGUCCCGGGUUCGAAGAACCUCCCUUCUAUGCUAGUGAACAAAAUCCAUCGUCACACCCCCAGAGAUUGUGUGAAAGUAGGAGCUGUGAUUGUAUAUGCCUUUUAUAUAUGAAUCUCCUCCAUGGAGGUCCACCCCCAACCCUUCUCCUCCUGUUAGACCAGGAAGCACACAGACAGUCCAGUCAGUCUCACUUUUCAAUGGACACAUACAUUUAUAGAUUCUUACAACAUCCUAACCUCAAUACCUUUUAUGUUUUCUUUUGUGUACAACUGUUGGGUCUAAAACCAUGGGAUGAUGCUGUGUUGUCAUACUGUGAAGGUUAACCUGAUCACAGGGUCUGUAUAAGAUGUUUUGAAUGCCUGAUUUUACUUAUGUUUACUUAAUUAUGUAUAAUUGAAGUAUGAUUUGUAUAUAUUUUUUCAGCCAGGUGGUGUUCGUUAACUGCGCGCAGUCGAUAAGCAAAACUCUAACAAAUGUUCUCAUAUUAUGAGCUUCCCGCUUUCUUUCUUUUUUUCUCUUCUUAUUCUUCCGCCAAGUAUGGUGCUAUGGAUUUGGCCAACUAUCGCUCCCUCGAGCAGUCUAACUCCAGACAGGGAAUGACUGGUUCAUAAUACUUAGAGAGAAAAGGAUCCUACUCCCUUGGUUCCUUCCUAUCUCUUUCACUUCUUCACUGAUCUAAAAGGCCUGGUCAAAUGAAAGCAAUACAGCAAAGGCUUCUGUUGCGCGUCCACCAUAUAGAUUGUACCCAUCUAGAUCAGUGCUCAAUUGAAGGGAGUGAUUGAGCAUUUUAAGAGUUGAAAUACAGGGCAACGGUCAAGAAAUUACUUAUAGAAAUAUAUUGACUUGAUCUAUGGCUCUGGACACGCCAUCAGAAUUCUGAUGCUGUUGGAAUUCAGAGAUGCAUGGCAGCAGGGGGACCAAUCUAAAUUGCCAUGAGAGGAAAUAGGUUUAUCCCCAUUCUUUUAGGUCAGCCAAUUAUGGUAACUGAUGAAAUACUGCACUUCCUACUGUACAUAGCAAUUAUGUAAAUUAUAUGCAAAACAAUGUAUGUUUCUGUUUUUAUUAUUUUCUAUGUUGUGACAUUAAAAUGGCUAAAUAAGUUUGUAUUCUAGCACAAGAGUAGGGGGAGGACAUUAUAUAUGUGACUCCUUGCCUAUACAGUAGAGAGGUUGCCAAAUUGUUACAGAUAUCUCUUGAAUAAGCGCUUUAUUUCCGCUCACAGGGAGUUGACAAAGCACAACUGACUGAUCUGAUGCUCACCUAACAGCAGAAACAGUUGAGACAAUAAUAAUAAAGUGACAGUGUUGAACCACCUGUUCUGGUUACUGUGUUCUGUAUCCACUUAGUCAGUGUACCCUGGGGGGGAGGAGGUCAUUUCUCCUCCUGUAAUCAUCUUUUAUUUUCUUCUGUUACCUUCUUCCUUUCUCUCAGUAUGAAUAAAAGCGUCUGCUAAAUGG